Molecule: messenger RNA, 1101 nt
Organism: Lineus longissimus
Lineage: Eukaryota; Metazoa; Nemertea; Pilidiophora; Heteronemertea; Lineidae
Exons: 1
Coding region: 1-1101 (366 amino acids)
Source: RefSeq, a predicted model, not a curated record
AUGGCAGAAACGUGCGGCUUCACCGACAAAAACGCUGAGAUCAAAUCUCAACUCAUCCAAAAAAAGAGGGAUUCCAAGGUCCGGAAAAAGGCAUUGAGAACAACCAUGACAUUGACUGACGUUUUGUCUGAAGCUCGUAACAACGAGCUGACUAGGGCACAGAAUGUAGAAAUUGAGAAAUCCUUAGUUCCUACCCCUUCACAAAAGCAAUUUGUUAACUCAGUCUCCGCGCAGAAAACUAAGCAGAAGUUUUCUCACCAGUCGAAAAACAUGAAGUGCUACAAUUGUGGUGGUCCUUAUCCACAUACUAAUGGGCCAGAUUCCUGUCCAGCUAGAGGCACCACCUGUGGUAAAUGUUCAUUUCACACUAGAAAGAAAGUUGAAAAAGAGCUCAAAAGGCUGGUAGAUGCAGACAUCUAUGAAAAAGCUGAUGGUCAUCCUACGACUUGGGUAUCCCCAAUUGUUGUUGUUCCAAAAAAGAGCACCGAUGAUGUACGCAUAUGUGUCGAUAUGAAGGUAGCAAACCAGGCUAUAAUUAGGGAGAGACAUCCUACUCCCACGGUAGAUGACAUUGCAGACCAUCUCAAUGGCUGCACGGUAUUUUCUAAGAUUGAUCUUCGUCAGGGCUACCUACAAUUAGAAUUAGAUGAGGAAUCGCGUCACAUCACGACGUUUGCGACCCACUUGGGUCUGUACAGGUCAAAAAAGCUUAGCUUCGGAAUCACUAGCUCUAGUGAAAUUUUCCAGAAAGCUGUAGAAGAAGCCACUGCUGGUAUCAAGCAAGUUUUGAAUAUCUCAGAUGAUCUAAUCGUAGGUGGUAAAGGUCAACAAGAUCAUGACAAAGGUUUGGUCAAAGUUUUGAUGGCAUUGUUAGAAAAUGGUUUCACCAUCAAUUUGCCAAAGUGUCUAUUUAGUGUGCCUGAAUUGCACUUUUACGGUAUGAAAUUUUCAAAGGACGGCAUGCAGCCUGAUGCCUUGAUGAAGAUGGCGCCACCACCUAGUGUGCCAGAGGUACUCAGUUUGUUGGGCAUGUUGAAUUACAGUUCAAGGUUUAUCCCCAGUUACUCACGUCGGUGGAGCAACACAACAGCCCAACAAUAG